AAACGCCGCCAGUUGUUGCCAUCUUUUCGUCCGUCACCGUCAGUCAUUUUGUUCGGUGGCUGCUAUUUCAUGGUUGACGAAAUCAUUGAAAAUCUUUGUCAUCGGAGGUUAAUUUACAAAGUGACAUUAUGAGUUCUGGUAUGCCUGAAUUGGGCUCCAAAAUAAGCCUAAUAUCUAAAGCCGAUAUACGUUACGAAGGCCGACUUUUCACCGUCGAUCCUCAGGAAUGUACCAUCGCUUUGGCUAGUGUGCGAUCCUUCGGGACUGAGGAUAGAGAGACGCAAUUCCCAGUCGCUCCUCAGAGCCAGGUGUAUGACUACAUCCUUUUCCGGGGCACGGACAUCAAGGAUAUCAGAGUUCUGAACAAUGUCCCCCCACUGCCUAAUGACCCGGCCAUCAUGCAGAUGUCGGUGCCACCGUCGUUGGGCGGCGGCGCCGCGCCGGGCCAGUUCCCGCAGCAGUUCAACCACCCCGUCAUCGGCCAGACCCAGUACCUGCAGUACCACCCCAUGGCUGGUUUCCCAGGGAGUGUGCACGCUUCACUCAACAAGACGAGUGAGUUGUCUCCGCAGACAUCAGUGGAGCUGCCCCUGCAUCACAUGCCCUUGACCGCUCCUAUCGGAUCGGGAGUGGUCCAUCACAACCAAGUGAAAGACCAAGGUUCGAUGCUUGAUCUCAUCGGAGGAGGAUCUCAGCAGAGCACUUCGAGGUCGGGAACGCCUGCCGUGGGGCAUAGGAAGAGCCCUACAGCUGAUCAAGGCACUCAGGCGGGUUCGAUCGCGAGCGGCUCCGGGCAGCAGCGCGACAGCCGCCGCGGCAGCAACCCCAAGCAGCCGCAGCAGCAGCCUCGCAACCGUACUUCCUCGCGCAACCGCCAGCGCUACCCCAGCGGCGGCGCGCCCGGCCCCAACCAGGCCCAGCACCCGCAGGCCCAGAACCAUCACCAGCAGAACCAGCACCAGCAGAACCAGCACCACCAGCAGAACCAGCACCCCCAGCAGAAUCAGCACCCCCAGCAGAAUCAGCACCCCCAGCAAAAUCAGCACCAUCACCAGCAAGGACAUUUCGGAGGCGGCGGUUACGGUCGCGGCGGCUGGCGCGGGCGCUCGCGCGGCACGGGACGCGGCUUUGUGCCGCGCAGCAAGAACCCGCUCAAGUUCGACAACGACUACGACUUCGAGCAGGCCAACACCGAGUUCGAGGAGCUGCGCACCCAGCUCGCCAAGACCAAGAUCUCAGAUGAUGCCAAGCCGGAGGAUCUACAAUCAGCGCCGACUGUUCCGCAGGAGCUUGCUGGCGAGCUGGACAAGAAGGAUGACUCUGGCAACGAGACCGGUGCUGGUGAGCCCGAAGUUGAUGAUGACGGAUACUCCGGCUAUGACAAGACGAAGAGCUUCUUUGAUAACAUCUCCUGUGAGGCGGUUGAGAGAUCAAAGGGGCGCAGCCAGCGGACGGACUGGCGCACGGAGCGCAAGCUGAACUCGGAGACGUUCGGCGUGGCGCAGGCGCGGCGCGGCCUGUGGCGCGGCCGCGGCGGCUGGCGGCACAGCCCGCACAACCCGCACGUGCAGCCCAUGUCGUAUUUCCCCAGUUGGCGACCGAUGCGCGGCGGUCGCGGCCGGCCGCACCAGAGCCACCAGAACCAUCAGAACCAUCAGCCGCCCAGCCACGCGCAGCGCCCGCGCAACCAGCCCUCGCAGCCGCAGCAACCCGCACCCACCGCUGCUGCCGCCAAGUAGGAGGAGCGGCGCGGAAAGUGAAUCGAAUACCGAAUCUUUAUUUAUUGUCGCGAGGACUAAUCACAAAUGGAAAAGUAACGGAAAAGUGUGUCGGUGAUUAAAGUGUUUUAUAGAUGUAAAUUGAUAGAAAGGUUAAAGAAAGGAGAUUACUGCGGGAAGUUAUAUCGGAAUGAAUUAAGUUGAAGGACAUUGCUUUGGUGUGAUAGUGUUGUAUCCAAUAAUGGAAGGUGUAAGCAGGAAAUUCCCGUACGUGCGAGAUCGAACAAAUUGUCCAGGAGCGCUCGGCGCAGUAUGUUGUAAGUAUACGAGUGAUGGAGUGGAACUUUGGGCAAGCAUUGGCAUCUAUAAACAAAAUGCAUGGUAUUGUCACAAGCUCACUCAGACAGAAUGUCAGGUGCUUGUGAGGCGACCGGAACGCCUUCCUGUACAUUAUAUCGAGGCUAUGUAGUUUUGAAGCCGACAUAGUAUAAUUGAAGACUAUUUAUAAACAUGCCCAAUUAAAAUAUAUAUUUUCCUCGAGCUUCGUUUGUGCGCACUUUGUGCCUAAAGUUGUAAAACUUAGAUAAAUAUGAAUGUGUUUUAUUGUUUUCGAAGGUCAUUGCACUUCCACUAAAUUUUAAAACUUAGCAAUGACUAUACAGCAGCCCUACUUAUGUGUUAGUGAUAACAUGUUAGAAAAUUGUGAAGGGUUUAAUUUUACCAUUAUCAAGUCAAGUUGAUCGGCGGUCGGUCGUCACAGAUUAAAUAAGGUUGAAAAGAGAUCUGCCUGUUGCAUGACGAUGGUGAAAUUAGCUCUAAAUGUAUGAAAAUAAUUGGAUGACUUAGUGUUUUAUUGACUGUUUUAUUGUUAGUGAUAGAAUAAAUAAAAUGUGAUAGUAGGUCUGCUGUCUGCCGGCGGUGCCGCGCCUCUUACCAGACAUAGUAAAUGUAACGAUGAUCGUCGCCUCGUGUUUACGCUGUACUAAGGUUUUACUGCAGAUUCUUAUACUCAAUUAAAUCAAGUUGAAAGGACAGUUUCAUUUCGUGUUCAAUUGGUGAUUUUGUUAAUUGGUCCUUCACAAAUUUAUUUUGCAAAAGUUGACAAUCAACAUUAUUAUAAACUAUUUGUAAAAAUCUGUAACUCAAAAACUGUACCUGGUGAUUGUAUUAAUAUGAAAUAUACAUUUACUACAAACUUCAA
Messenger RNA from Cydia amplana, 2919 nucleotides. Its product is annotated as protein LSM14 homolog car-1-like. Gene Ontology annotation, molecular function: mRNA binding. Gene Ontology annotation, biological process: cytoplasmic stress granule assembly; P-body assembly. Lineage: Eukaryota; Metazoa; Arthropoda; Insecta; Lepidoptera; Tortricidae. Gene Ontology annotation, cellular component: P-body. The record is from RefSeq and is a predicted model, not a curated record. The transcript is spliced from 9 exons. The coding region runs from base 129 to 1739 and encodes 536 amino acids.